AUGGUGGGAGGCAUAGAAAGAUUAAUUGCGGCGGCAUUUCCACUUUAUUAUUAUCGCAAGAAGAAUAGCAUUUUGCGCAAAUUAAUACUUCUUGAAUACAUUAUAUCGUUAUCACCUCUUAUAACUGCUAUUAAUAUAACAUUUCAACAACCUGACCGCCAUGUCCAUGAUAUCUGCUUAAAGCAUGAAAUUUUUCAACGAGGAGUAUACGUAAUAAUUUUAUUAACUCGAUCACUUUCUGCUGCAGCAAGUUUAAUCAUUAUGGCUGCCGUUGUUAUAAUAAUGAAAAGAUAUACACAGAAGCUUACAGAACGUCGAAAUGUUCAGCGAAAUAUGGAGAUAUUUAUUGAAAAACAGAAACAAUACACAUCAACUUCUGUCAUUUCGUGUAUAAUUACAUUUUCUGAUGUUCGCACAGCUGUUUUUGAUACAUUUAAGAAAAUUUGCAAGCGAAAUAACACCGAAAUGAAUAUGAUCAAGGGAACUAGUGUUCAUUUGUAUUGUGUACGGCGACAAGCUCAGUUACGUGUCCCCGCAAAAGGACUAAAUCGGAAUAUCACCACAGAAUGA
This is a messenger RNA of Thelazia callipaeda (thelaziosis nematode), 570 nucleotides long. NCBI's taxonomy places the organism in Eukaryota, Metazoa, Nematoda, Chromadorea, Rhabditida, Thelaziidae. The record is from the annotation of a GenBank genome assembly.